UUUUCAGAUAACCCGUGGUCCCCGUGGUUGUCUGUGGAAUUGAGUUUGUGUCAUGAGCAGUGUAAAUUUUCGUGUCAUGAUGUGGGAAGUUUGAUGUCAGUAAUAGGUUGUUUAUUUUAAAUAUCGUGAAAUAAUAAUAUAUUUUCAAUUAAGUGAAUGUUUGUAGUGGUGGUAUUUGCUGGGUAGUAUAUAUAAUGAAAAACAUGGUGCUUUUGUGAGCCUUUGUUGUGAUGCUUAUGUCUAAUAGAUUAAGAAUGUCAUCAGAAAAGUUACGCCAGCAGUUUGAAGGGCAGCUGUGCAAGUACACAAAUGUUAUGAAAGGUUGGCAGUUUCGGUGGUUUAUACUGGAUCCUGAAACAGGUGUACUUGACUAUUAUUUGAACGAGUCAGAACGGAAACAGCGUCCUCGUGGUUCAGUGCAUCUAGCAGCAGCUGUUAUUUCUCCUAGUGAUGAAGAUUCUAAUACAUUUACAGUGAACUCUGCUACUGGUGAUAUGUUUAAGUUACGAGCUGCUGAUGCCCGCGCACGUCAUGAGUGGGUCAGCCGUAUUCGAUCCGUUGCAGAAAUGCAUACAAUGGCAAUUGCACAAAGUAAUCCUCCUCUUCCACCUCGCGAGCACCAUGUGUCCCCCCACACUGCGGCUUCUGUGGCUGUUCCUGGCCCACAGCAAGGAACCCGAGUCCAUUGUACUCUUGCGGUGCUGGAUGCAUUUAGUGCUGCAAGAGACCAUAUUCAUAGGGCAGAUCAAAGCAGUUACUCACUUAGUAGAGCUAUUGAAGACUUACCGGGAUCAGGUCCAUGUAUCCGGAAUAUUGAUGAAGCUAUGUUACUCCUAAAGGCUACUGCUCAGGCAACAAUAUACUGCCUGACUCAGUGCCUCUCUAUCUUGCAACAACAACAGAUAGCACCACUGCAUACAUUUAUGCCUGUGCCUUCGGGUUUCCACUCCAUCCCUUCAGUAUCGUCUUCUGGAGGUGGAAUUUUGUCCAGAAAGAUUUCUUCCAUGCAUCCUGUACAGUAUGAUGACUGUGACUCCAAGAAAAGUUUACAGCACGAGUUCUCAACUGUGUGGCCUGAGUCCAUGCCUGUAACAUCACCAUUAUCACUUCUUACUGGUAAUGAAGAUCCAGGUAGGGCCAGCUCAAGAGAAGAUGUGACAGAUGAAGAAGACCAUGUAGAAUCUUCUCUGGUCCCUGUUGAGGAACACAAAUCAGUUAUUCUCCACUUGUUGUCACAACUCAAACUGGGGAUGGACCUCACACGGGUUGUGCUACCAACAUUCUUCUUGGAGAAGAGAUCUUUGCUUGAAAUGUUUGCAGAUUGCAUGGGUCAUCCACAGUUAUUUGUCUGCAUACCUGAUGAAGUGACACCUUUUGGACGUAUGAUGGCACUUCUUGAAUGGUAUCUUACGUCAUUCCACAUGGGGAAGCCAGACUCCACUGCCAAGAAGCCAUAUAAUCCCAUAAUUGGAGAAACAUUUCAUUGCUCCUGGAGGGUACAGAAUACAAAUUCCAGUUCAAAGGAACACACGGGCUUAAAACCGAAGUGUGUGUAUGAGACUGUAAAUUUGAGUCCACAGUCAAGAUCAAAAUCUGCAACUGAAAAUAUUGCUACAGAUAAUGGCCACACAUCUGGGCAAUGUUCAAAGUUAGCAAAUGAGUCAGAAACACAAAUAUGUCCACUUGAUGCCACAACACAGGAAAAAGUUGGUGAAACAGUAGAUGCGAGCUCAGUGUCAGUGGAGGAAGUGAAAGAUGUAAUCAAGAAGUACAGUGUGAUCACAGACACAUCAGUUGAAAGUAUUGAAAUCAGCUACAUAGCUGAGCAGGUCUCUCACCAUCCUCCAGUAACAGCAUUUUAUGUGGAGUGUCCUGUCAAGAGAAUGUGUUUAAAUUCGUCCAUCUGGACCAAGUCCAAUUUCUCUGGUAUGUCUGUUGGGGUGAAUAUGAUUGGAGAAUUAAGCCUUUACUUGGAGAAUCACGGUGAACGGUAUGACUUUACCUUGCCAUCAGCAUAUGCACGCUCAGUCAUAUCAGUGCCCUGGAUUGAACUUGGGGGAAAAGCUACCAUCAGUUGUCCUAUGACAGGCUAUUCAGCAGCCAUCAUCUUCCAUACCAAGCCAUUCUAUGGAGGCAAAGUUCAUCAAGUCACAGCUGAAGUAAAGAACCAGGCCGGUGCAAUUGAAUGUAGAGUUCAAGGAGAGUGGAAUAGUCAUUAUGAAUUCACAUACUGUAAUGGAGAAAGCAAAAUAAUCAGAGUCCUUGAACUUCCUAUUUACAAGAAGAGGGUACGAAAAAUAUCUGAGCAAGGAGAAAGAGAAUCACGGAAACUAUGGUAUAACGUGACACAGGCACUGAAGAUAGAUGACAUUGACUCGGCUACUGAAUAUAAGCAAAGGUUGGAAGAACAGCAAAGGCUUGAACAGAGGAUAAGAAAAGAAUCAGGCAUGCAGUAUCCAACAGCCUAUUUUAAAAAAAGAGGUGAUAGUUGGGUUUUCAACAACUUAUUGUGUGAAGUAUAAAUCAUGUGACAGAAGUGAAGCAUAAAGAUUAAUGUCAGUAACUGGAUAUCUUGUGAUCAUGUUAGAUCUCAUGUACUUUGGUAACUAUUGAAGCUUUUAGUGCAUUAUGAACUUAAUCAAGCAAGAAUGCAGUCUGUAAAGUGAUGACCAAGAUGGCCAACAAAUUCUCAGGGGUAUACUAUUGUGUUAGCUUUAAUACUUGUAUAUGAAGAGAUAUAAGAUAGUGAUCAGACACUUUCUUUGUUCUUUUCACAUUAAUAUAUUUUGAUGCUUCAGUAAGAUCAUAUUGUAUUAACAUGCAAUUAUUGUCUUUACUGGCACUCAUACAGAUUCCAUGUAAGCUUUUAUUUUUCCCUGUGAGAAAGUGAUGAAUUGUAUGCACACACACAUGCUUAUGCAUGUGUGUUUGCAUCUAUACACUCUUGUGUGUUUGUAUGUGUAUGUGAAAUGUGUUAUAUAUGAAGUGUAUGAAAUGAUGUUAUCAUUCCAUUGCAUGUAUUCGUGAAGGUGCUUAUAUCAUUAUUCAUUAAUAUUGAUUACAGCAAUAGAACCGUUUUCAGUGUGUUCUGAUCAUUUGAAUUUACAAGGUUGGACAACUUAAUUCCUUGGCAGAGUCCAUUAUGUGCAUUUAAAAGUGCAUUAUGAACAUGUUUCAACUUUUCCUUCAUAUUCCCUAUGCAACGUCAGUCAUUUCUCUCUUAUCAUUCAUGCUCAGUCAUUUUUAAUAUUUUGUACCCUGCAGAUCACUGUGACAGUUUAUUGUGAUUAAACAAAGAGCAAGCAUUAAGUUCUGUUUCAAGACAGAUGACAUAACUACUGAAAAUUUCCAGCUGACAAAAGAGGCUUAUGGUGACAAUGCUGUCUCUUGUACAUGGGUUUGUGUAUGCUAUUCAAGAUUUUGAGAUGGUUGUGAAAAUCUCAAAGAUGACAAAUGUAGUGGACUACCGACAGCCAUUCAAAAACUUGACAUGAUCAAAAUAGUUCAGGAAUUGAUUUCAACAGAUCAUCAAAUGACACGUGAAAAUCUCAAAGAUGACAAAUGUAGUGGACAACCAACAGCCAUUCAAAAACUUGACAUGAUCAAAAUAGUUCAGGAAUUGAUUUCAACAGAUCAUCAAAUGACACUUUCGAUGAUGGAAGAGAUACUCGAAAUUUGCAGGGAAACCAUUCACAGAAUCUUAGUGAAAGGUCUUGGAAAAAGAAAAAUCUGCACUAGGUUUAUUCCCCACUGUUUGGCUGAUGAAGAGAAGGCUCUCAGACUACAAGAUGCUUCUUUGAAUGAUGAUAAUCCCUUGCUUGACUCCGUUGUAAAGGGUGUUUUCAGUAUGAUCCCCAAACAGAAAGAGUGCACGGAAAGGCACUUGCCAUGGUCUCUUAAGACACAAAAGAAUUUUGAUUUAAAAAGUAAAAAAAAAAAAACAAUGUGGUUUUGAUUAUAUAUGUAGAAUGUAACGCCGUGGCGGCAGGGGGGCGUGGAGGAUUCCCUCGCCGCCGCCACGUGUAACGUCCCUGCGACGGGUGGAUUGGUUGUCCACCGCGGUCGCCACUUGUAACACCGUGGUGCAGGGGGGGGCGUGCAGGUACCCCUCCUUGCUACCACAGCUUACGCUGUAAGGAGUCAACACCAUAAUCCUAGCUUACCCUCAGCUAGGAUUCUCCAGUUUCGGGGCUCCCUUCUCUGUUCACCAUUUGUCCUCUCUAUUGUGGGAACUACCCCCUAACAUAUAGUCAUAGCUCCCUCGUGACAACUCCUCAUAUAGUCUACAGGUAGCCACGUGUUACAUUAUUAAUACAUCCUAAGGGGCGUUGGUAUCAAGGCUACUAACUGCUGCCUGUGUGGCAGGUGCCUACCCUUGUCCAUUCCUAGUACCCCCCCUUAAGCAUUCAGCUGCUGUUGCAACUCUCAUUUUGGGUAGGAUCUGCUGGAUGGGUCAUGGCAAGGUGAUUAUGGAGUGUGAGUCACAAUUCCCUGCGUACAUCCUAUCCUAUCUACUCUAUCUAUUUACACUCUUAUAUUUACAUGAUUUACAAUAUUUACAUUAUUAACAAGGCCGACUUUCAGUCGGAGCUACAUAGACUUCACUUCACGCUACACUAGGAACCUUCCCUUCGGGGGUGUAAAACUGGAGUCUCUCUCUCUCUCUUCGACUCCUGACUAUAGGCAAGUAUUAGUCGUUCCAUGUGAUCCUGUUUCCCUACUAUUCAUUAAAUACGAUUCCAUUAUCCCUUGUCAAGUUUCACUCUUAACAUGAUCUACCCUUAGUUAUACAUAUUGAAACCCACAUACUAUAUUUAUCACUACACGCUAACCAUAACUUUGACCCAUACACUAUACAACCCUUAUUGCCUGACUAACAUCCUAGGCAAUUACAUGUUACAUGAUUCUAGUAUCCUCCCCUAAGGGCUCGCCGGGCACACUGGAGUUUGCACAUUGAAAUCUCACAACACUUUUUAUCAACAAUACUAUUAAACAACAUGGCUGAUAUGCGUAAACGAAACUUACUUGACAUAGAAGAAUGCAGGCCCUUCCAGCACUUGUCAGACCCAUAUUGAAUAGCGCCUCCGGCUGACAACUGAAUAUUGUCUAUUAGAUCAGAUCCCAAGUCUCUUAAAUUUAGUAAUUUAUAGUUGCAAUUUGCCAAUUCAGCUGUUGAUGACAGAGGGUAGUUAACUCCUCCCUUUUUGUUCUCAAUUCCCAAAGUUAUAUUCUAAUUGGUUAUUCCCUGGGGAUGUGGGCGGGCCCACGGCGUCUCAUCACUGUUUAUGCGGUAAUAUUACGAUACUCCUGUGGCCCCAUUAGCGAAGCGUCUUACUUACGCUAUUACGCAUGAAUGCUGAUCAUCACAUUCGUAACCUAGUUGCCUGUCCAGGUGUUGACAUAUUACUGUAAUAGCUGUAAAACACUUUUCGCAAGUCUCGAACAUUUAGGUAAUGCCUUACAAUCUCAAAUUUGAGCCACUACAUAGAAUCAGGGAAUCAUUCACAAAUAAUUUGUUCCACAUUGAAUAAAGAAUAGUAUGUGGAAGUACUGUCUCAUUUGAUUUAAAGAAUUAGUCAAAUAAGAGCUCAGUUUCUAGAAAGAGGAAGCUGGUUCCUCUUGCAUGACAAUGCAAGACCUCACACUGCAGUAUCAAUAAAGCAGUUUGUAACAAAACGAGCUAUUCCAGAAUUAAGUCACCCUACCUCCCUCAUAUUCUCCUGAUUUAUCCCUACCAGACUUUCUUAUUCCCCAAGAUCAAAAUCCAUGCUGGAAGGCAGUAGGUUUGAAGACAAAUUGUAACAAAGGAAUUGUUGACAUUACAUGUAGAUGAGUUCAAAAAGUGUUUUCAGCCAUUUUAUGAGGAAGAAAAAAGUUGUGUGACAUCUGAAGAUUAUUUUGAGGAAUAUUAAAAUAUAUUUUCAAUUUUAAAUGUGUUUUCUUUUAAUUUAUGCAGUCCUGGAAAUUAAUUGUCUAAUCUUGUAUGUAAUUAAAAUUAUUUGUUUAAAUACUAAAAGUUAUACCAUUUUCUUUUUUGAAAACAUAAUUUAUAGUAACAAAUCUGAUGGAUUUGGUAUUGGUGUCUUUUUUUUUUAAAUUCUUUUCUUUCCCAUUUCCCAAUAUAACCAGGCUUUGGUGUAAUAUAAUUAUGUUUUAAAUUAUUUAAACCAGUGGUGGUAUAAGAGUUCUGCAUAUUGGUUAAAUAGUAGGUACAUUCACAACUUCUGGAUUAAUUUUAGUUCUGUAUAACUCAUCAUUUAAUAGUCCUGUUACAAGAAUAAUAUUGUAUUCACAGACUAUAAAACAACCCCCUUUCCUAGUGGAAAGUUUUAAGGAAAGACGAUUUCAUUGAGUAUGCAGAUAGAAUUUUUGACCUGAGUAACUGUGCUACCAGCCGGAACGUUGCAGAUCAAUUCCUGAUGAUGAUGGUUUUUUCAUUUGAUCUAAUCCUUCCAGCUACAUUAUGGCCCUGGGGUCAACUCAGUCCCUAACAGAAAUAAGUAUGAGGAAUCUUCCUGGGAGUAAAAGGCAGCUGGGGUGUAAGGCUGACAACCUCACAACCAUCUUUCAACCAGUUACCUAAGAAGUGUGGGAGCCUUCCUUAUGGGGCUCCACUGCCUGUAACAGGGAUAGCUUUACUGAUUAAUUCUCUUAAAAUUUACAUCCUUACUAACGCUUCAAAAUGAACAUGUUUUCAAAAUAAUCAUGACCAUUUUUUUUAUUGAACUUGACCCUAUUUACAAUGAAUAAUCUCCCUUCAAAAGAUUGUCAUUCCAAGGAAAUUAUAUGCACCUGAAUAUAUAGUUCUAUGCAAAUUUAAGUUUUAUGAAUUGAAAUGAAGUUAAAAUAUAACAUUUUUACCUGUGGAAUGUUGACUAAAAUGGAUUAAAAUUCUUUAAAUUCUGCAAUUAUUUUUCCUCUACCACAUUAUCAAGUAUUGAUAUUAAUUUAAGUAAAUAAUAUAAGUGGGACAUUGUAAGAAUUUUCAUGUAUUUUACAUAGAUAUAAAUGUUGCAGUGUUUAACUCUUCACAACUGACUACACCUUCGGUGAAGCAACCAAGUUCUAUAAUCAUUUGGGAAGGUUCAACAGGCUGCAGCUGUAUUUACAGAUGGUAGAGUCAAAAAGUUCAUUAACUUUUUCAACUGAAUGACUCGGUAUUUAGCAGGAGUCUUUCUUGUCUGGACACUCAUGGAUAUGUGUGGAAGGCAUGGAUAAGCAUUGUGUGUGGCAUGCACAAUCAGCCUGUGAAUAAAAAGUGUUAAGUACACCAAAAUUUGAUUUGUUUGCUCAUUUAGUGAGAUGGCAAAUGGCAGAAUAUGUUAUUUCUGUAGUCUGACUGAACUCAGCUUUCUCUUUACACAAUAAAGAAGAAUGUGUGUCAGAUAUUUUUAUAGCAGCAUGUAACAGUGAUGCAGAAUGGAGUGCAUAUGUGUAGUAGCACUCAGGAGUUUUAAGUUUUGUUUAUGACUUGGCAAGACGUUCUGACAAACCUGUGGCAUGAUUAGGAAAACCUCUGGGGACAAUGUCGUGUUUUGAAAUUACAGUAUACGGAUAAAUGAGGCAUUUCAAAGAAGACUGACAGUCACUGGAAAAUGAACUAAAAACAGGAAGUCUAAUGGUUCUUCACAAUGAAGAAAGUGUUGUUCACAAGUACAUUCUGAAAAGCAUAAUGUUAGCAGGACCAUGUAAAGAGGCAUUCCUUGCUGUCUGCAACAACCUGUCUGUGGUAAAUACCCUUGUCUUUGGGAGUCUAGAAAUUGGGUGCACAAUUAUGAUAAUGCACCAGCUCAUCAGUCUUUUGGUGGAGCAGUAUCUGUCCAGGAAUAGUAUCAGUGUCGUUUUACAGACUCCCUUCACUACAGAAGUAGUCCUCGCUGAUUACUACUUUUUCUGAAGAGUGAAAUUCUUCUUGAAGGCACUAUUCAGUUCCAGUUUACAAAAGAAAUGAAAAAAGUCUUCUAUAAUAGCACUUUUGCAGAAUGCAGGAAAAGGCCUACAUUAAUGUAUGGCCUGCUGGAUGAUAUGUAUGGUGGCAGAAGGAAUGUACUUUCAAGACUAUGCAUGAUGAAACCCAUUAUGGUGAUGGAUGAACUCACACAAGAACCUUUUGAUUCUGUCAUAUACUGUAGUUGUAUUAUAUAUUCUUCUCUGGCUUCAGAACAGGAAAAAUAUGGAGAUGAAACAGACUCACAUAACAUGUUGCAAAAAGCUAUUAGGAAUAUUGUGUAGGCUUCAUGGAAUAUUUUAUAUGAUAAAAUCAGUGCACCUUAAUGAGCAGGUACACAGUUACUGUGAUUAAUCAUAAGUAGACACUUAUUUGAAUGCAAAGAGAAAUCUAGCAUGGAAGCAUUAUUUCCACUCUGUGCAGAGGAUGAACAAGGUAUACUUUGAAGUACAUUCAUAAUUACAGUUUUAAAUGUUAAUCUAACUAGAAAUGUAUAACACAUUCUUGCCUUUAGUGUGUCAUAAUGUAAGUAGUGCAGCUUUUUUUUUAAUUGCUAGUGGGGAGGGAGUAAGUCCCUUGUACUGUGGCCACUUCUGGCCUAUUGUACCAGC
Molecule: messenger RNA, 8559 nt
Organism: Cryptotermes secundus
Lineage: Eukaryota; Metazoa; Arthropoda; Insecta; Blattodea; Kalotermitidae
Product: oxysterol-binding protein-related protein 11
Exons: 12
Coding region: 231-2522 (763 amino acids)
Cellular component (GO): cytosol; intracellular membrane-bounded organelle; membrane
Molecular function (GO): sterol binding
Source: RefSeq, a predicted model, not a curated record